Triticum dicoccoides is the source of this 1743-nucleotide messenger RNA. RefSeq lists its product as uncharacterized. The record is from RefSeq and is a predicted model, not a curated record. Lineage: Eukaryota; Viridiplantae; Streptophyta; Magnoliopsida; Poales; Poaceae. The transcript has 3 exons. The coding region runs from base 218 to 1375 and encodes 385 amino acids.
UGCAGUUCUUUAAAAAAAAGUUAACUGCAGUUCUUUAAAAAAAAGUUAACUGCAGUUCCUUAGUUUCAUGAUUUCUAGAACUACCCACAUCGAUUUAAUUGUAGAUGCUUUUGUAGUAAUUGCUAUUUUUUUUGUUUGUACUUGAUACAGUGAAGAGACCAAAAUUAAGAUAUCAUUGGGAGUGAGGCGUGGGUGGAGCUUGCGUCUACAGAAGCUAAUGGUUCAGGAUGGCUGCUUUGUGCAGUGGCGGGAAAUGAUAGCAAAUGCAGCUAGGAAGGGCUUUGCUGGUGGAGUUGCCUUCCAAUGGAAUUCACAUAAAAUGUUGACUGAGCAACUGCGGCAGGAAUGGUUGGAGAAAGUCCAGCAAAGAAGAUCAAUGCCUAGGCCGACAGGUAAUAGAAGAGCGCCAAAAACCCCAGAGCAGAGGAGAAAAAUUGCAGAAGCCAUUGCUGCGAAGUGGUUGGAUCGAGAAUACCGUGAACGUGUUUGCAGUGCAAUUAAUAGCUAUCAUGGAACAUCUUCUGGAUCUAAAGUACCGCGUAAACAAAGAACUCCGAGAGAACCAGGUGCAAAGCGUGAAAAAAAGAAAUCUAUUCAACACAGAGCUGUCAGCUUGGACGAUGCACAUGCAAAAACUGCUCCAGUUAAGAGAAAGAAAAGUGCAACUCCUUACAAAGAUCCUAUGGCAGGUGAGAAACUAGAGAUGAUAACGAAGAUUAGAGCCCAAAGGACAGCACUGGAAAUAGAGAAGAAAGAGGCUAUUGAAAGAGCCAGGUCACUCAUUGUAGAAGCCGAGAAAGCUGCAAAUGCUCUUGAGCCUGUUGCAGCGAAAAUUCCAUUUGCUCAAGCAUCACUUAUAGAAGCUAGAAAGCUUGUUACAGAGGCAAGAAUGUCACUCGAAGGUGUUGAUGAUAAUGAUGGGCCAGCAGAAAGUUCUUCUGAUGAUACCUCGGAUGACUCAGGUGUCUCGGAACUGCACAAGUUGGAGAACCAAAAUGACCUUAUUAAACAAGAGAACAAAUCUGUAAAUGGAAUGAAGCUACCUCCAAGGACUGUUAAUGGCAUGGAUUUCUAUUUUGAUGUGUCUGCACUAGGUGAAAAGGAACAACUCAGUAUGUUUCAGAGGAUAGAGAACUCCAUGGAAAGAGCUUAUUUGCUUCCUUCAGCUUUUUCAACAGCUCAAGAUGUGAACGGAAAUCUUGGAACAAAUGAUCUAUGUAUCAGUGAGCAAGUGGUCAAUAACGACCAGAUCGACCGGAUUGCAGCAGAUACAACAGAAUUUAUUUCAGCAGAGCCACUAGAGAAUGUGUCCUCACCUGCUAAUAAGUCUAAGAUGAGAUGGGUACGUGGAAGACUAGUUGAAGGAGAAGAAUAAACUAGGUCUAAGGAGUCAAAUCCUCGGGAGACUCAUCAUCCGAAAAUGCUUAGAUUUGCUUCCAUUCUGCCAGGAUCUGCAAUUUGCAACAGGGAAAUGCAAUACUUGGAAGCAGAUGCUCGUUGUUAUCUAACUGGUGUGGACGGGAUUGAGUGGGAUUCAUUUAUUGUUGGUAUGUUCCUCCCUGGAAGAAAUUGACGAGCAUUCCAGGGAACGGCCUUCUGAUGAGCAUUGUAAUUAGUAGUUGGGACUUUAGAAAUUGCCCUCGGGUGUAGUCAGUUUUAGGAGAAAACUGACUAUAAAUCAUGAUUAAGAUGAUAUAUUUAUGGAAUGCAAUUCCCCUCUGGCCGUGUUUGUUAGGCCCCUCA